AUGGCUGCCUUCCCAGACUGUCCCCAUUCCCAUCUCCUGCACAGCAACAGCAUGGCACCAAAACUUAACUCCUCCUACCCUUCCCUUCCGAACCCGGCGCUGGGCGCUCGGCGUUCCCACGGCGCGGUGACACGGAGACCCUCCCAGCACUCCGAACCCUCGCUUCCGCCGCGCCUGCGACUCGGUCCCUCGGCGCGCGGGCUCCUUACCUGGACCCCGCCCAUCCGAUCCCGGCUGGGAGCCUUGGCCCUCCCAGCUCCAGCUCCAGGCCGGGGCCGGGUCCCAGCCGCCAGCAGGCCCCACCCCCUCGACCCCCUGUGGCCCGGCCCUCCCCUCGCGCUCCUCUCCCCCCUCCCGCCAGGCACCGCAGCCACUUCCGCCCGUCCUCCGGAAGUAGGUCCCGGGCAACCGCUGCCUCCUCACAUCCCGCCCAUUGGCCUGGCCCUCGCCGGCCCAUCAUCACCGCCGACGCCGCCACGGGAGCACGGGAGGUGGGUCUGCACGCUUGAGCCAGUUCUACAGUGUUGGCGAGGGAGGACGAGGCGUUGGAGAAGCACCCAAUCUACAAUACCACAGUAACAUCCAGAGAAGAGCUGGAAGAGUGAGCAGCCCUGGGUACAGAGGAGACUGGAGCAGGCAUGGAAGAACCACUUCUGGUUCUGGUGAUUCACUGUGUAGAAAUUUUCCCAAGAAGAGGCUAUGGAAUCAAAACUGAGAAAGAGGAGGAGAAAAAAAAGUUAUAAAAUGCUGAAGAUUUAACUUGGCAAGUUAUGAGAAAAAAAAAAAACAACUGGAUUUCUAGGCCGGAAUUAAAAUAUGAGUGAGUUUUACUGCUUCCAAUGAAAUAAAAAAUGCUAUAAAAUAGAAUACAGCUAAAAAAACAUGUUAGAAAGUCAGUUGCACAUUGUAGAAAUCUGAACCAAGAGGGCCAAGUUUGUAGAAUAAUGGAAAAUAGAAAAUAGGUGUUCCAGGAACAAAACAACAUACAUCAUCCCAUUAGAAAAUGAGAGAAUCUGGGGAUGCAGGAGUCUAUCCUGUACAGGAGGAGCUAUGGCAAAGAGGAUAAGAGCACACCUUAGUCGAUGCAGCCUGGAGAUCAAAUGCUGCCAUCAAAACCUCGUACCCCCUCUUUGUGCCCAGAUGUCCUCACUUGCUGAAUAGGAAAGUAUACAAAUUAAGACAUGAAAGAGAGAACUUCAGGUCUUGGCUAGAAGUUAGAAGAAAUGGAAGCUCAGUUAAAGAAAAUGUUAAUUCUAAAAGCAGAUGAGAUGUUAGAAAAUAUGGAAAGUCAGCUAAAAUACUUAAAAAUAAGUCCAGGCACAAAACAGCUGACUAAGAGAUGGUGAAACCAAGUUACAGAUACUUUGUACAACUUCAACAGAGCUCCAUAGCCAGGACUUACUCAGACUUUUUCAAGACCCUCUAUGUGACUGUUAGCCAGUAUGCUGCUUCUCACAAUUAUAUGUAGAACUGCAGACUGAUAGAUGUGCCCUGAAAGACUGGCCUAGCCUGUGGGGUUAGAAAUCCUCCCCCC
Myodes glareolus (Bank vole) is the source of this 1534-nucleotide messenger RNA. Lineage: Eukaryota; Metazoa; Chordata; Mammalia; Rodentia; Cricetidae. The record is from RefSeq and is a predicted model, not a curated record.